Molecule: messenger RNA, 2218 nt
Organism: Bombina bombina (fire-bellied toad)
Lineage: Eukaryota; Metazoa; Chordata; Amphibia; Anura; Bombinatoridae
Product: zinc finger protein OZF-like
Exons: 9
Coding region: 356-1744 (462 amino acids)
Biological process (GO): negative regulation of transcription by RNA polymerase II; regulation of immune system process; regulation of cytokine production
Source: RefSeq, a predicted model, not a curated record
CUUUAGCACGCUGGGACUUAAUGCUCCGUAUUCUUCCUGUUUCCGGUUCUUGUUUGACUUUUCACAGCUGGUAACUGUGUAUAAUGCGCUCUGCAAAUUGAACAGUUUCCAAUUCUCAGAGCUUGAAAUGCCCCCUACUGACUUUUCAAGGGUAACUCUGCUACAUAUCUGUCUGUAAUUGGCUUUAUCAGGACACAAAAACAGACACAGGAAGAGAAGAGUGUGACUUACAGGCAGGAAUUAAAAAUGGCUCCUGUUACUGUGAGGAUCAUGUACAAUACAUGUCACUGCGUUUGUCAGUAAAGAAGAAAUGUUAUAAGAAUAUCUGACAUAUUCAGUAGCGCUGAACAAGACAAUGUCUGACAAGAACCAAACCUCAGACCUUCCUGAUGCACACGGCGGCCGUAUGGAUGUGACGCCUUCACAUGGCUCAGUAGUUGCGCAUGGAGGAGAAGCAAAUGCGCACGAUCACUUGAAGACCGAGGAGGACGAAGUUCCUAUAAAUACGGCUAAAGGUCCUGUAGAGGAAAACCCGGGCACUGGGUUAUUAGAUGUGAAGGAAGAGGAUGAGACAGACAACAUGAAUAGUCAUCAGAAUAAAAUAGAUUCGUCCCUCCCUGCUGACGAAGAUAACGCUGAUAUAGUGAAAGUAGAGAUAACAGAAGAUCUGUGUGACAGGCUGGGAGUCUCAGAUAAGGAAACCGAUGACAUUGUCAGCCCAGGCCGUAUAAAUGUGACACCUUCAGAUGACUCAGGGUUUGAGCACGGAGGAGAACCGUAUGUGUGUGAUCAUGUGAAGUCUGAGGAGGACGAACUUCCCAUAAAUACGGCUAAAGGUGGAUUCACGGAUUGUAAAAAUCCUAUUCAUGGCAAGAAUGCAGGUGCUCUGUUAAAUUUUUUUCAAAAUCAAAGUAGCAAUGCUGAAAAUAUAUGUUCAGAAUGUGGAAAAUGUUUUACAAGAAAAUCAUAUCUUAUUAUGCAUCGGACAACUCAUACAGGAAAGCAAGUAUUUUCUUGUUCUGAAUGUGGGAAAAGUUUUGCCUGGAAAUCGGAUCUCACUAAACAUCAGAAAAUUCAUACAGGAGAGAGAGCGUUUUCAUGUUCUGAAUGUGGGAAAAGUUUUACUCAUUUAUCAACUCUCAAUACGCAUCGGAAAAUUCAUACUGGAGAGAAAGCGUUUUCAUGUUCUCAAUGUGGGAAACGUUUUAUUCGAAAAUCACAACUUCUUAAUCAUCAGAAAAUUCAUGCAAAAGCAUUUUCUUGUUCUGAGUGUGGGAAAUGUUUUGCCUGCAAAUCAGAUUUUCUUUCACACCAGAAAAUUCAUAAACCAUUUUCAUGUUCUGAAUGUGGAAAACGUUUCACUCGGAAAUCACAUCUUAAUAAUCAUCAGAUAAUUCAUACAGGAGAGAAAGCAUUUUCAUGUUCUGAUUGUGGGAAAUGUUUUAACCAUCCGUCAAACCUUAUUAGUCAUCGUAAAAUUCAUACAGGAGAGAAAGUUUUUUUAUGUUCUGAAUGUGGGAAAUGUUUUGCCAGGAAAUCGGAUCUUGAUAAACACCAGAAAAUUCAUACAGGAGAGAAAGCAUUUUCAUGCUCUGAGUGUGGGAAAAGUUUUACCCAUCCAUCGAACCUUAUUAGUCAUCGGAAAAUUCAUACAGGAGAAAAAGCAUUUUCCUGUUCUGAUUGUGGGAAAUGUUUUACUCGGAAAUCACAUUUUAGUAGACAUCAGAAAAUUCAUGCAAAAUAGAAUGCGUAUUCAUGUUUUGAAUGUGGGAAAUGUUAACCAGAAAUAUUUUUUUUCUACUAAUCAUUCAUAAUGAAAUUAUUUUGAUAUUCAAAAAUGGGUGUAAGAAACUAUACAUUUAAGAGUUCCCUCUCUAAUAAUAGUUAAGCCCAGUUACCUCCCUGGCUAUGGGAGAAGUCAGUGUGCUUUAUGCCUAGAUAAUGUUAAAUACCAUAGAUGGUAGCCACUACAUUAGUGCGAGUGAAAGGUUCUCGUUGUUAUUUAUUGGCUGACUGACUUCCAGGCUGCUGAUUGGUUACAGUGCUUUGAGACUCCAUUUCUGAGCUUUUAAUUACUCUGGGCCUAAGAAGUGAUUUGAUUAUUACGGGAAGAGAUUAUAAAUAAUGUAUAGACCAGUACAUUUGUUAAAAUAGUACAUGUUUAUCCAAAAUGCUUGUUUUAGUAGUAUCAUUGGUUUAAAUAAACAGUUUCUGCUGA